This is a messenger RNA of Cryphonectria parasitica EP155, 546 nucleotides long. RefSeq lists its product as uncharacterized. Gene Ontology annotation, molecular function: ATP binding; protein kinase activity. The record is from RefSeq and is a predicted model, not a curated record. The annotation marks the transcript as partial. Lineage: Eukaryota; Fungi; Ascomycota; Sordariomycetes; Diaporthales; Cryphonectriaceae. Gene Ontology annotation, biological process: protein phosphorylation. The transcript has a single exon.
UUUGAUGAACUCGUUAAGCUCCUUCGCCCGAUCCCUAAGGAGGAGAUAUACCCCGAGUUUCCCACCGAGAAGCUCACUCGGUACAGACCGCAACAAGAAAGCGACAACGCGACACUAUUCUUCAAGGCGCCUAAGCUGGGCCACUACCUAGCUGGUAGUAGAUGCGAUCUAGCUGUGCGGCUGCUGAACGAAGCUAAGAUAUACGAGAUAAUUUUGCGCAAUCCACAUCUCAAUCUGGAUAGCUAUCUUGGCUGUGUCGAGGAAGAGGGCCGGCUCGUGCGCCUGGUUCUCAAGAACUAUAGCAAGUCCUUGGAGGACUGCUUUCAGUUCGGGCUGCUGGAGGAGUUCACUUUACAGCAGCGCAUGGAAAUCAUGGACGGGAUCGAAGCGGCAGCAGCGCAUAUGCACUCGCUAGGGUUUGCAUACAACGAUAUCAGCUCAUCCAAUAUCAUGUUCAAUGAGGUCGGGCGCGCUGUGCUGAUCGACUUUGAUGCUUGCGCUCCUCUGGGCAGUCCCCUUACUAAGGGUGGGCUAGUAAGUGGCUGG